Hibiscus syriacus is the source of this 3059-nucleotide messenger RNA. Its product is annotated as extra-large guanine nucleotide-binding protein 3-like. Lineage: Eukaryota; Viridiplantae; Streptophyta; Magnoliopsida; Malvales; Malvaceae. Gene Ontology annotation, cellular component: heterotrimeric G-protein complex. Gene Ontology annotation, molecular function: G protein-coupled receptor binding; guanyl nucleotide binding; GTPase activity. The record is from RefSeq and is a predicted model, not a curated record. Gene Ontology annotation, biological process: adenylate cyclase-modulating G protein-coupled receptor signaling pathway. The transcript is spliced from 8 exons. Bases 175 to 2769 code for a protein of 864 amino acids.
AACAGAGUCCUACUCUGAAGGCGUCAAAUAUAACGGACUGAAUCUUCAGCGUUAAACCUUCCCCCGUUUACUUUUCGCCAACUCCAUAACGGCUGCCUCAGCUGGCACCUCCUUCAUCUUCAUCUUCAUCUUCCUGAGCUGUACAAGGAAGCUCGGACUCGGACUCACCGUUCAAUGGAAGCAUCUAAAGAAGCAGAGGAAGAUAACAAAGCUUGGGAAGAUGUGAUCAGAAGAAUGUUACCUGUGGGAGCUCCGUUACCCGACGAAGAUCAUCUCGAUUAUUCCAUCGCUAUUGAAUACGAAGGCCCUCCGAUUCCUUAUGAUGUCCCUCGAGUUGAUCCACUCGAUCUCGGUUCGCUCUCCGUUUAUGAUACCUCCUCGAUUCCCGUCGCCGCUUCGAUCCCCAGUAAACCCAAAUUCUCCAGCUUUAAAAAGAAUCGGUAUGCUGUCAGAAAUGGAAGCCCCCUUGAAAGCCAGAGACUGUCCUCCGCUUCAAGAUCCCAGAUUGAUUCUCGUAACGGCAAUUACGAUUCCGAGAUCGAGGUUGAGAAGUCUCCGCCGCCACCGACUCCUCCGCUGCUACCAGUUGAUAAGAAGAAUGCUGUAGUGACGUUUAACACGCCGAAAGAAUCGGAAAAUGAUGACGAAGAAGAUGAUGACGAAGACGACGGGUAUUCUUCUUCUUCCAGCGUAGCGGAUGCUGCUGCUUCUGUGGAGAAUGUGGAAACGGGUCGGGUUAGGAAGGAGAAGAAGAGAGGAGUUUGCAUCAGGUGUGAGAAACGGAGUAGAUUGAAGGAAAGAGAGGCGUGUUUGGUUUGUGAUGCGAGGUAUUGUAGCAAUUGCUUGCUCAAGGCCAUGGGGUCUAUGCCUGAAGGAAGGAAGUGCGUAAGUUGCAUCGGGAAGCCUAUUGAUGAAUCCAAGAGGCCUAGACUUGGGAAAAGUUCCAGGCUUUUGAGGAAACUUUGUAGUGUUUUGGAGGUUAAGCAAAUAAUGAAGGCUGAGAAGGAGUGUGCUGCCAAUCAAUUGAGGCCUGAGCAGUUGGUUGUUAAUGGGAGACAAUUGAAUCAUGAAGAAUUGGCUGAGCUUUUAGGGUGUGCACUACCACCUCAAAAGUUGAAGCCUGGAAGGUACUGGUAUGAUAAGGAUUCUGGAUUGUGGGGAAAGGAAGGGGAAAAGCCUGACAGGAUAAUUAGUUCUAAGUUGAAUAUUGGUAAUAAGCUGAAAAAGGAUGCUAGCAAUGGGAAUACAAGGGUUUACAUCAAUGGCCGGGAAAUCACUAAGAUCGAGCUUAGAGUGUUGAAGCUGGCAAAGGUACAAUGCCCCAGGGAUACUCAUUUCUGGGUAUACGAAGAUGGAUCUUAUGAGGAAGAAGGUCAAAAUAACAUCAGGGGAAAGAUAUGGGAAAAGGCUUUUACUCGUUUCUGUUGUUCAUUGUUUUCACUGCCUGUACCACCUGCAAAUCCUCAUGGGCCACAAGAAGAUCCAACUACCUUUUCAGGGAGGACAGUGCCUGAGUCUCUGGAGCAGGGAAGGGUACAGAAGUUGCUAUUGUUUGGGUUGGAAGGAUCUGGUACCAGUACCAUCUUCAAGCAGGCAAAGUUUUUAUAUGGAAAUGGGUUCUCUCCAGACGAGAUGCAGAGCAUUAAGCAUAUGAUUCAAAGUAACAUGUACAAGUAUCUAAGUGUAUUACUUGAAGGACGAGAGAGAUUUGAAGAAGAAGCUUUACUGGAGUUAAGAACUAAUAAUUCUGAUGCUGAAAAUUCUGCUUCAGAUGAAACAGGAGUCGAUGGAACUGAUCAGUGUAUCUUUUCAAUUAACCCAAGGUUGAAGCAUUUUUCUGAUUGGUUAUUGGAUAUUACGGCUAUGGGAGACUUGGAAGCAUUCUUUCCCGCUGCAACCCGUGAGUAUGCACCUAUUGUAGAUGAGAUCUGGAAGGAUCCUGCCAUUCAGGAAACGUACAAGAGAAGUGAGGAGCUGCCUCAUCUUCCAGAUGUUGCCAAAUACUUUUUGGAAAAGGCUGUUGAAAUAUCGAGUAAUGAGUAUGAACCUUCAGAAAAGGAUAUAUUGUAUGCGGAGGGAGUUACUCAGAGUAAUGGUCUUGCCUCCAUUGAAUUCUCAUUUGAUGAUAGGAGCCCCAUGUCCGAAGUAUACAACGAAAACUUUGAAUGCCCUCCUUCCUUGACCAAGUACCAACUGAUUCGAAUCAAUUCCAAGGGUCUGCACGAUGGUUGCAAAUGGCUGGAAAUGUUUGAAGACGUACGUGCGGUGAUUUUCUGUGUUGGUUUGAGUGAUUACAACGAGAUGUGGUCCCAUGGUACAGGCCCCGUCUAUAACAAAAUGUUGGCAAGCAGAGAUAUGUUCGAGAGUCUGGUGAACCACCCGUCUUUUAGGGACAUCACUUUCGUGCUUUUGCUGACCAAAUAUGAUGCCUUGGAGGAGAAGAUAAACCGGAUCCCAUUGUCCACUUGCGAGUGGUUCAGGGAUUUUAGCCCCUUGAAGCCUCAUCACAAUCAACAGGCCCUGGCACAACAAGCGUACUAUUACGUGGCGGUGAAAUUCAAGGAGCUGUAUUAUUCGAUAUGCGGCAGAAAGCUGUUCGUUUGGCAGACUAGAGGCAGAGAUCGCAGAUCGAUUGACGAGGCAUUUAAAUAUAUAAGGGAGGUACUGAAAUGGGAUGAAGAAAAGAAUGAUAAUAUGUAUGACGUCAACGGCGAAGAUUCGUUUUACAGUACGGAAUACAGUUCGUCUCCGUUUAUAAGGAAGGAAUAAUCCCAGUAAUCACAAAGCCAACAUGUUGCAAAUUGAUCCUCUACUACUAAAGAUUAACUUGGCAAGGCUGGUAAUGUCUGAUGUGUGAUGGAUUCAUCAGAGAUUCUGCAGCAGAUGGAACAAACAUCUUUGGUGACGGUUGCUUACCCAUUUCUUUUAACAUAUUCUUCUGGGACAUGCACAUUCUUAUUUCAGUCAUUUAAUUUUAGGUAUAAUAAUGUGUAUAUCUGUAUAGUUCAUUUGUUGGACAUGGAACCAUUGGGAUGCAAUCCUAUUCCUUUGUAGAUAAA